AUGAGCUGUGUGUCUGCAUAUUGUUGGAACGGCAACACGAAGGCAACCCGGGUGGAGCUCCAUAAGAAGUGCGUGCAUGCGGCGGCGGCCAGGAAGUGUACGGCACCAUCGGAAAAUCUGGCGGGUAAAACGGCUCCGAUGGGGGUUCCGGCGGCAUCGAUGGAGGCAACGGCGGAGCGGGGGGGACGGCUGGCGGGCUGGGUGGGGAAGGAGGUGAGGGCGGCGACGGUGGCGGCGCAGGUGGCAACGGAGGUGAUGGUGGUGAAGAUGGAGGUAACCUGGGGGCCCUUGGAAAGCGAGGUGGCACUGGCGGCCUGGGAGGACGUCGAGGUGGCGACGGUGGUGGGGACGGCGGUGGUGGCGGUGAAGGUGGUGAUGGUGGUGGGGAUGGCGGCGGUGGUGGUGAAGGUGGUGAUGGUGGUGGGGAUGGUGGAGGUGGUGGUGAAGGUGGUUCGGGUGGUGGGGAUGGAGGAGGUGGUGGCGACGGUGGUGGGGAUGGCGGUGAAGGUGGGGAUGGUGGUGAGGGCGGUGGGGAUGGAGGCGAAGGCGGUGACGGUGGCGAUGGCGGAGGCGAUGGAGGUGAGGGUGGUGAGGGCGGUGAGGGCGGUGGAGAUGGAGGUGAGGGUGGUGAAGGUGGUGGGGACGGCGGUGGUGGCGGUGAAGGUGGUGAUGGUGGUGGGGAUGGCGGCGGUGGUGGUGAAGGUGGCGACGGCGGUGGGGAUGGUGGAGGUGGUGGUGAAGGUGGUUCGGGUGGUGGGGAUGGAGGAGGUGGUGGCGACGGUGGUGGGGAUGGCGGUGAAGGUGGGGAUGGUGGUGAGGGCGGUGGGGAUGGAGGCGAAGGCGGUGACGGUGGCGAUGGCGGAGGCGAUGGAGGUGAGGGUGGUGAGGGCGGUGAGGGCGGUGGAGAUGGAGGUGAGGGUGGUGAAGGUGGUGGGGACGGCGGUGGUGGCGGUGAAGGUGGUGAUGGUGGUGGGGAUGGCGGCGGUGGUGGUGAAGGUGGCGACGGCGGUGGGGAUGGUGGAGGUGGUGGUGAAGGUGGUUCGGGUGGUGGGGAUGGAGGAGGUGGUGGCGACGGUGGUGGGGAUGGCGGUGAAGGUGGGGAUGGUGGUGAGGGCGGUGGGGAUGGAGGCGAAGGCGGUGACGGUGGCGAUGGCGGAGGCGAUGGAGGUGAGGGUGGUGAGGGCGGUGAGGGCGGUGGAGAUGGAGGUGACCCACGGGUCAGAUAAAUGCUCUACGUCGGGCCAUCGUCCGCAGCUGUGUGGGUGUCCUUGUCUAGGAGAGUCUUCUAAGGGGCCGCGCCUGGCGUGGCAAGACGGCACAGUCUUUGACCCAAAGCGUCGCUUCGUGACCCGCGGAUCGUUAUCUACGUACUUGCAGUUCCCUGUAGCCGACUUAGACUUCGCCAUUGUUCUGGAAGCGUUGCCAGUCCGCAGGUUGCAGAGCUGCUGGAAGGUGUUGCACGGCUCCGUUACUGUCAGGCAAAAGGUGGUGCCUGAGAAAGAAGUGUAG
Molecule: messenger RNA, 1509 nt
Organism: Volvox carteri f. nagariensis
Lineage: Eukaryota; Viridiplantae; Chlorophyta; Chlorophyceae; Chlamydomonadales; Volvocaceae
Exons: 6
Coding region: 1-1509 (502 amino acids)
Source: RefSeq, a predicted model, not a curated record